Molecule: messenger RNA, 1628 nt
Organism: Zea mays
Lineage: Eukaryota; Viridiplantae; Streptophyta; Magnoliopsida; Poales; Poaceae
Exons: 5
Coding region: 278-1330 (350 amino acids)
Source: RefSeq, a predicted model, not a curated record
AAAAAGAACGGCCCAGGAGAAGGCCCGUGUGCGCUGCGCUCUCCCCGUCCGAACACUGGGCCGGCAGGUUGUCCGCCGCAUCCCCUUGCGUUGCGUUCACGGUUCUCCUCUCUGUCUCUCGCGCACGGGAUCUCGUUCUCCGCGGCAGCUGGUGUUUCGCUCCCUUCUCGCCCUCCGACGGCUGGUGGGCUGCCGGCGCCGGCGCCGCCAAACGCCAGGUGCUGAGGCCUUCGCCAGUGUCUUCGACGGCGACGAGCACGUACCAGCACCAAGCAUCAUGUCGGAAAGAGGUCGCCUGGCAGGACGAUUGAUUGAUAACCGCAGCAGAGGGUACCAUGUAGUCCCUCUAGUUGAGGAUCCCAGAGGCCAUCCUGAAGUCCUCGUGGAUGGGGAUCGGAGGGGCUACUCUGACAUUCGUGGGGUUCAGCAGCGUCGGGGCUACCCUGACACCCAUCUGCUUGAGGAACCUAGGGGCUACCCUGGUGUUCGUGUGGUCGACCAUAGGGGCUAUCCUGGCAGUCGUGGGGUUGAUGAACGCAGGGCCUAUCCUGAGCUCCAUCAAGGCUCACGCAUGAGGGCGGCUCCUCCCCCUUACCCAGCUGCCUUCGAGGAUGAGCUUGAGUUACAGGAAGUUGAACUCCGGAGGCUUUCGGCACAUAACCGUGCUCUAGUUGAGGAGCGUGAACUGUUAAGCAGGGAAAUACAAGCUGGAAAAGAUGAGGUCCGCCACUUGAAUGUGAUCAUUGCUGACAUUAACACUGAGAAAGAAGCUUAUAUCAGUAAGCUUAUGGACAAGAGGAGGAAGCUUGAAGCUGAACUUGGAGCAAGUGAGCACUUGUGUGAUGAGGUCAGGCAUCUUCGUGGUGAAAUUGACAAGCUCGUUACCGCUCGGAAAGAACUAUCUGCAGAGGCUGCAUCUCUCGUGGAAGAGCUGAACAGGGAGCAAUCUGUUAAACAGCAGCUACCUGUGCUGAAAACAGAAAUUGAUGGUCUGCAACAGGAACUUGUUCACGUGAGGACUGCUUGCGGGUUAGAGCAGAAGGGGAAUUUGGAAUUGCUGGAACAAAGGAAGGCAAUGGAGAAGAAUAUGCUUUCUAUGGCACAAGAGAUCGAGCAGAUGCGAGGCGAAUUAGCUAAUUUUGAAGUUAGACCAAGGGGCCCAGGUGGAGCAUAUGGGAUGCAGAUUGGGAGUUCGGAAGUGACCUUCACUAAGAACCCAUAUGAAGAUGGUUAUAAUGCUUAUGUGGGGGUUCCUGAGAAAGAUCCUUUGCAUCCUCCUGAAUAUGCUUCGUGGGGGACAUAUGACAGGAGUCGCCUUCAGUACCGCUAAGACCAGAACUUAGUCAUUGGAGAAAGAAUUGCCUUCUAGGUUUUAAUGGCCAUGUCUUGUCGUUUACAGUACCGAAGCUUUAUGCCUGCUGCUUGGUUUUCCAUUAAGAGUUGUCCUUUUCAAUGCUUCUAAUCAUAACUUUUUCCAUUACAAACUGGCUAGAUUAUUAAACUAUUGGUACCAAGAUGUCCAGCAAUGUGCGGAAAGCACCUUACAUACAUGUGGUUUUGCGUGUCUGUUGACUUCACCUUCUACCAUAACGUGGAUGAGGAUGUGCAUAGCUUCCUUGUAUCCCAAA